Molecule: messenger RNA, 2770 nt
Organism: Teleopsis dalmanni
Lineage: Eukaryota; Metazoa; Arthropoda; Insecta; Diptera; Diopsidae
Gene: Ythdc1
Product: YTH domain-containing protein 1
Exons: 3
Coding region: 309-2297 (662 amino acids)
Biological process (GO): regulation of alternative mRNA splicing, via spliceosome; mRNA splicing, via spliceosome
Cellular component (GO): nucleoplasm
Molecular function (GO): mRNA binding; N6-methyladenosine-containing RNA reader activity
Source: RefSeq, a predicted model, not a curated record
CAUACCGUUCCCAAAUCUAAAUUGAGAGCGUAUAGUAUGGAGAGUAUGGAGAGUGUAUUCUGUGUCAUAUUUGUGUAUAGCUGCUUUUUUGAUGCUUGCGGCAUUGACGUUUUAAAGUUUUUCUUCCAUUAAAUAGUAACUCUGUUUUACUUGGUGCGUCUGUAAUUUUCUAUAUAACUAAAAAUCGAUAUAAUGUAUUUUUAAACAAUAGUUUAGAUCUACAUUAAAAACAAGUCAAAUUUAUAUUCAACAAAAUAUUGAAAAGGCAUUUAGAAAAUAAUAGUCGCCAACUAUAUAAAGUAAACGCUAUGUCUGAAUUGCUAGGUUUAGAUGAAAACGAAGCUGAUAUUGCAGAAGAAUUGCAAGAUUUCGACUUCGACACACGAAGCGAAGCUUCUUCUGGAUCAGAUAGUGAUGACUCGCAACCAAGUAGUGUAAGUUCCGCUGGUUCGUCUGCUGAAAAAAGGAAAAAGAAAAGCAAUGAAAAAGUUACCAAAAAUAAAGAAAAUCGUUUGAAGCGUUCAGCAUCGCCUGUUAGUGAAUUAAAUGGGAAAAACAUUGCUUCAAAGAAAAAUGUGAGCGAUACUAUAUCACAAGAAAACAAACUUGGAGUCAAAGAUAAUAAAUCAAAUGUUGAAUGUGAGAAAAAAGGACGAAAAAGAUCUGUUUCUACUUUGAAUGCAAAUACUUCUUCAGCUGAGCAAACAAAUACUGUUUCCAAGAGUGAUGGCAGUGACAAUGAGGAUAAGUUAACUAAAAAGCCUGCAUUUGAUAGCGAUUCAGAAACUGAGGAUUCAGACUCAGGUGCAAAUAUCAAACGAAAUGGUCGUAAAACAACAGUUAAGAGUUCAUCACCAGAUCAAAAAAUUAAUAUCAGCAGUACCAACAGCAAUAAAAAUAGUGCAAAUAAGUCGUAUGAUUACAUGACCAAGCUAAACUACUUAUUUAGGGAUACUCGAUUCUUUUUAAUUAAAUCAAAUAAUGCUGAUAAUAUUGCUUUAUCUAAAAACAAAAAUGUGUGGGCAACUCUUCCACAAAAUGAUGCUAAUCUUAACUCGGCAUUUAAAGAAGCCAGAAAUGUUCUUUUAAUAUUCUCAGUAAAUGAAAGUGGUAAAUUCGCUGGAUUUGCACGAAUGAGUGCACAGUCACGGCGGGAUAUACCACAAGUCUCAUGGAUUCUUCCAUCCAGUAUUUCAGCUAAAGCACUUGGUGGUGUUAUAGAAAUUGAUUGGAUUUGCAGGAAAGAGCUUUCUUUUAAUUGUACAUCCCAUUUGUUUAAUUCAUGGAAUGAAGGAAAACCUGUAAAAAUUGGGCGUGAUGGUCAGGAAAUUGAACCAAAAGUAGGAGCAGAACUUUGUCGCUUAUUUCCAGAAGAUGAAAAAAUUGAACUUACACCAAUACUACGUAAAUCGAAAGAAACCGCGAAAAUUAUGCGUGAGAAAGGAAUACGGGUAGUGUAUAAGCCUCCGCGCACUCUCUCAUUUCGUGGCGGUCGUGGAAGUAUAAAUAAUUUUCGAAAUACGGAUCGAAGAAAUUUUGAAGGCAAUGGUGGUCCAAUGAGAAUAAAACGAUCAUACAGUAGUGGGUUACGUCGCCCAUAUCGUCCAUUAGGUGCUCCGCCUGGUUUCAAAAGACCUUCGUCCCCAUUUCGUGGUAUGUCUGGACCAAGUGGAUCGCGGGUGGGUGGUGGUGAUGUUGGACUUCCGCCUUGGGAACGGUAUAUGAAUUCAGCUGCAGCUGAAGCCUAUGUAACUGAUUAUAUGCGGACAAUGCAUCAAUUGCCACCGUUACCAUUUGUACCACCAUUUGGACAAUUGCCGCUAUCAGCUUCCAGUUCGGGAGGCUCCAUUCCAGCUGCUGGUUCUGCUCUCUAUGAACAAUUACCUCAACCUGUACGAUAUUAUGAUGGACCUCCACCACUACCUGACUACCCACCACCACAACCUAUGAGACCACCUCCUCCAGGUUUUGAUAAGGCUCCUUCUUAUGAGGAUUUCGCUGUUUGGAAAAAUGCAGGCCUUCCCACAGUAUCUGGUUCCUUGCCACCUGGCUUUCCAAAUUUGUCUGCUACAAAUAAUAAUUCCAGUGCAUCUGUAACAACGGGCGGAAAUAGUUCUUUUUCGAGUGGCAUUAUGACUGCUGCAAGUGGAUCUGGUAGUACGGGUUCUUAUCGUAAUCGUGAUAUUAAUCGUUCCCGGGAGCGUGGGGGCGGAUCUCGCAAUGAAAGAGAACGUCAUUUUCGUCCAAGCGUAAACGAAAGAGGAGGUCAUCGAAACUACAGAGACUCAAGGCGAUAAUCAACGCUAACGUUUAACUAUACUUUCAAUGCCUGAUUAAUGUGUCAAAUGUGAUUAAUAGUGUUCCGUCAAUUAAAAAGAAAAGAAAUAUAUUUUAAAUAUUAAGACGUAAAAUGUGUCAAGUCGUAAAAUGCGUGGCUUUAAAAUAAAAAGCAAAUUUACGAAUCCAAACAUAAUUAACAACAAAAGAAGUGCAACUCAAUAAUUAUUGAAAUCCAACAUACAUAGAAGUGUCCAUCAGUAUGUAUCAUAUAUAACCCAAAAUGUCAAUGAAGAGCUCUGUAGAUCACGACACAAACUCUUAAAUAAAUAUACAUGUACGUAUGUGUUUAUGAACAAUAAACUACAUAUUAUUACCAGAUGCAAUUGUGUAUAUAACACUAAUCAGGUUUAAGUGAAAUCUUUUAUUUUAUUAACUAAAUUUGUAUUCAUUUUUGAUGAGAAAGAUAACAACAUAAUUUGAAGAAAAUGCU